AUGGCGGGUCCGACGUCGCCCUCUCUAGCCUUGGCCGUCCUGGUUCUCCUCCCCUUCGACAUCCUCACGUGGAUCCUGCGUUUCCACGUGCGCAUAUCCAGAAAGGCAUGGGGCCCUGACGACUGGUCCAUGUCGGUUGCGAUACCGCUCUUCACAAUUUCUACCAUCGGAAUGCUAGGCAUCGCCUUCACGGGCGGCGGCAAAAGAGAUGCUGAAUUGAGUCCAUCAGACCGCGAAACCGCAAUGUUUGCAAGUUUCUUUCCCUCGGGUUUUCCCACAGCAAGUCUGACUGACUGA
Molecule: messenger RNA, 297 nt
Organism: Exserohilum turcica Et28A
Lineage: Eukaryota; Fungi; Ascomycota; Dothideomycetes; Pleosporales; Pleosporaceae
Exons: 2
Coding region: 1-297 (98 amino acids)
Source: RefSeq, a predicted model, not a curated record